GAAGGGUGCACCUUUCUCUUUCUGUUUCUUUCUUUUUAAAUUCAUUACCUUUCCAUUGUAUGCAUUACUUUUGAGUAGGAUAACAAUAUAAUCACCAAACUGGGACACUUUUGAGAGAUAAGGGGGAUGCUGUAAAUAAUUAUGUCCGGGAAUGGCUAUGAACUGAGACAUAUGGUCACCUUACUUUUGAAGGACAUUCUUCUUUAUUUACUUGUGAUAUCUAUCACCUUGCCUGAGAAAUUGGACACGUUAGUUAAUGUUUGCAAACUUUCUAUUUGUAGAAGCUUCAUUUGCAGUCAAAUGCUGAGUGUCUUCUGCUUAGUCACCCAUGGCUUCUCUAUCCAGAGGCCUGUGGGCCGCUCUUGGCCAUGCUUAAUUUUUCCUAUUUUCAUUGCUUACAAGAUAAUGUCACAGGACUUUCUGUUUGUUUCAGCGGGUUGUAGCUGGAAGCAUUAUAAACUCUAGCCUCUGCUCUGUUUAAUUCCGUCUGUUUUUCAGUGCAGCAUUUGGUCCAUCUUGUAAGAAUUUCACUGGGAUUCUUUUCCCUCUUGCUGACUGACCUUUUUUGAGAGGAGAUCCACUGAUAUCUUGCCAAGCCUUCAUGUUCAAAAUAUUGGCCAGAAUCAAUUGCAAGUGAUAGAGACUUACAGGUUUUUAAAGUAUUCUAAAAAUGUUAUUCGGAAGAUAUAUAUUUUGGGGACUUUCGUAUAACCGUCUUUAAUGGGAGGUGGAGGGUAAAGCCCUUAGUGUAAUUUUUUACUAGAUUCCUUUAUAGGCAAUCUCUUCAAGAAGGUAUAUUUUUAUGCUAGUUUCUGGCCUUGUUUUUUUUAUUUUUUAAUUUUUCCUCUUUUUCACCAUCUUCAUCAGCAUUAUCCUCUUCUGAGCACCUGUGUACAGAUAGCGUGCAAUUAGGCACAGAAGGGUGGGCAGAGUCAGAAAUGAGUCAACAAGGAGGAGUAGAAUGCAGCUCCUGCACCUUGGUUUAGCCCAGCGUCUCACUCCCUUGGACUGUGUGUUUGUAUUCUAUUUUUGGCUUGGCACUGGCAUCAUAGGGAUAAUCAGUGACUACACUUUGUUUACUAUGAAAUUACCAACCAUUUCCUAGACUGCCUCAGCAGCUCCAGUGCAGGAGGUGGAUAAUUACUCUAGGGCUCCUCGGCUUUCAAAUCCAGAAUGAAGUUUUAGGUUACUUUUGCUUUUGGGGUUGAAGAAAAUGUUGGAGAACAUAUUUUUACAAUGCAUUUAAAAGCUCGCAAAGAAGACUGUAUCACCAAAUACGUGAUGCAGAUUAUAGGAAAGUUUGAAUGAGAAGUUAGAUUGUUUUUUAAAACUAGUCUUUAUUUAGAAUUAGAACAGAUUCAGACUUUUCUCAUGUUCCUGCUUCUGAGUUUUCAAUCUAAAUCUCUAAAAGCCUAAAUGAAAUCUAUCUCACUUUGUGAUAGAUGUAGCCCUGAAAAAGUAAGUGGAAAUAUCUAUCUGUAUUUGCUAUCCCAUCAUAUAACCAGCAAGUAUUGGUUGCUACAUUUUUUCUCCUGCUUUAUAAUUUAUGAUUUAAAAGAAAUCUUAUAAGCUUUUAGGAGAAAGAGUUAAUGAUCUAGAAUGAUUUUAUAUAAGACUGUCUACUUGGAAUCCUAACAUUUUUCAAGUUGGAAAUAACCCUAGAGCUAGUAGUUAAAAUUACCUCCCUUCAGCCAUUUCACAAUUGAGGCAAUAAAGCUUUUAAAGUGCCUCCCCACACAUUUAGAAUAGGAUUCCAUUUACAAUAGCUAAUUAAUAUACAUUUUUUAGGAACAUGAUUACUGUGUAAAAAGCUACACACCCAGGCUUAUCAUUGAACAGAGGCCACGUGUGUAUAAAGCUGUGUCACUGGGCAUUGGGGUCACAUGGAUUGGGUUCAGAUUCCUGCUCUGACUCUCAAAUAGUAUUAAUUGAUCAAACCCUUUAAAACAGGGAUAAUAUUUUCCUCAUGGAGUAGUUGUUAAGAUUAAAUGAUGUAAAUUGCAUAUAGCUUUUGACAUAUAGAAGGUGCUCAAAAAUAUUAGUUUCUUUUUUUUUCCCCUUCCCCCAUUAAAAAUCCACUUACUUAAAUAAGAAAUCAAUUUGAACCUUAUAACGUUAGUAUUGGGGAAAUUCUUUGGGGAUAAUUAUAUUAAAUAAAAAAUUUUAUUGUUAGAUAACAAUUUUUGUUACAUUACAGUUCACUUUAUGUUAAAACCAGAGGCUUCAUUGGUGGAGUAGAACCAAGUCUUAAUUAUCUAGGUUUCUUGGUUACCCAAUCUGAAAAUAGUUUGUGGCAAAAGACAUGAAAGGGAGCAUGUCUGUAUCGAAAUCUAAAGAAGUUCCAAAGGCUGAUAUAAACAUGUUUAUGUUCAGAAUGACAGUUCUUGGUGCAUUAACUCCUUCUAGUUUCUCAAGCUGAGGAAGCAAACAUCUUUAAUUCAGUAAUUAUCCAUUUCCUUUGGAGGAAACUCUUCUGUACUGGUAAGGAAGUAUCUGGAGUAGAGCUGAAAAAUUAUUAUGCCUGUGUUCUCUUGGGACUCAUUGGAAAUUGUACAGUGACGUCUCCUGGGAUUUAGUCUGGAGUGUGCAGACUGGUGCCUAAAAUGGAAGUAGAUGUUAAUGGAGAGCCCAGAAGUGCCCUGAACACCCUGCCCUUGCCCGUGGCCGAGGCCGGCUCCCCGGGAAAGGCAGAGGCGGAGAAGCCCCGCUGCUCCAGCACGCCGUGCUCGCCGAUGCGCCGGACUGUGUCCGGCUACCAGAUCCUCCACAUGGACUCUAACUAUUUGGUUGGCUUCACAACUGGUGAGGAACUCCUGAAGUUAGCCCAGAAGUGCACAGGAGGUGAAGAGAGUAAGGGAGAAGCCGUGCCUUCCUUGCGCUCCAAACAGCUGGAUGCAGGACUUGCACGUUCCUCUCGUUUGUAUAAAACCAGAAGUAGGUACUACCAGCCAUACGAGAUCCCAGCUGUCAAUGGCAGGAGGCGAAGGCGGAUGCCCAGCUCAGGAGACAAGUGCACUAAAUCUUUACCUUAUGAACCUUAUAAGGCCCUCCACGGGCCGCUGCCUCUUUGUCUUCUUAAAGGUAAGAGGGCUCACUCCAAAUCUCUGGACUACCUCAAUCUAGAUAAAAUGAACAUCAAGGAGCCAGCUGACACAGAAGUGUUACAGUACCAGCUUCAACACCUAACCCUCAGAGGGGACCGUGUGUUUGCUAGGAAUAAUACAUGAAUGAUGAGCAGAGUGUAAACCAGUUUAGGUCAGCCUCCACUUGGCUAGAUAAAUCCACUGUUGUACUCUGUACAGGACUCUUCACAUUAUAGAUGGUUAUAUCAGCUAAGUGUUCCUGGAACAUACAAAUUGUUUGGAUCACAUUUUGAAUACAGGAAUGAAAUCACAGGUACUCGGGGGGAAAUCAUUCUAGAGCACGUGACUGCAAAGAAAACAAUGUUGACCAAUAGUUUGUAUAGCUUUUUAGCUGGGAAAAUAAAGGCUUUGGUCCAGUAAUAUCAUCUUUAUGAUUCUGACACUCAAAUUGGAAAUGUUAUCUGCUUGGUUGUUGCUGACUUGGUAUGAUUCAUUAGCAAUUUCUAUCUUAAGUACUCAAGUACUUCUUUAAUCUCUGUAUUUUACUAUAAAAUGUAUGUAAUGAUUUGUUUUAUGAAAUUUAGAACUUGAACAUGGCUGAAUUGGACCACUUUUUAUUUUUAAAUAUUGAGUUUAAAUAUUUUAUAACUGGUUUUGCACUGAAAAAAUUAACAUUUCAGACUGACAAGAGAAUAAUCUUUCUUCACUUGCCUCAAUAAUAUUAUUGAGCAAUGAAUUUUUUAUUUCCGCAUGGAAAGUUAUUGAUCUCGAUGGCUGUAAGAUAUUUCUUUAUAGCGUUAUUAAAGUGUGUCUUAAUAAAAUUAAAUUUGGGAUACAAAGUAUUUAUUUUACAAUGGGUGGGGGGAAGCUUUUCCAGAAAGUUUCCGAUAUGGAGUUUUCAUAAGUUGAAAAAGUUUCCUUAGUGCUUAUUUUCUAAUUUAAAAUUCAUCUGGAACUUUAAAAUGGAAAGGAUUCUUUUAAUUGUGGAUUAUAGGCAUAAUACUGUUUGCAUCUGAAUGUUCUGUAAGUGAAUGGAACUUUAGUAGAGGAAUUCAUGAUUUCUACUAUCGAAUGCUUAAACUAGGUAUGAAGUGAUACCAUUCAGCAUGGCAUUGGGUCAUUCCAGUUUUAGUUCUGUGCAGGACAAGCACUCAUUGAAAUUCCAGUUUCUAGGAUUAGUGUAGGAGCCUAAAGUGCUUCUGCAGUUUUAAUGGGUUAAUCCUGGAUUACUUAACAAUUUAUGUCAAUUGCACUGGUUUAAUUUGUUGCUAAAGAAAUAAUGCCCUGGCUUUAGUAACAAAUACAGCUCAACUAUUCUUGAAUAUAUUUUGAAAAAAAAUGUAUGUAACUUACCUUUUGUAAAAGUUUCUAUUUCUUUUUUUUCUUUUUUGACUCUUGAAGGUGCAAUUUAUUACUGAAUUGGCAUUUCUGGCAGCAUAGAACUGCUUCUUUUAAAUUUUAUUUUGGGGGCUAUGAGUUUCUUAGGUGUUAGCAAUCUUGCUUAUAAAAUAAGAACACCUUUUAAUUAAUGAUUGGGUCAUUCCUGGUACAGGUGUGACUUUUCUUUAGCCAGAAUGAAUGGCAAACACUAUUUAGAGCAGAGUAAGUAUUAGAAAACCCUAGGAACUCUUAAUCAACAUUUAUUAUACUUUCUCUGAGGCAAACCAUGUGAAAGAGCCUUGGGGAAGUUGACCCGUAUCUUACUGAGUUGAUCAGAUUUCUUGGUGGGCUGGAAAUUUUCAGCUGUUGUAUAUUUUAAAGUAAAUUGCACCUUUGUAACAUAUUGUAUUGACAAAUGAUCACUAAGAUUAACUAUAUCUAUACAGUCAUUAGUUUGACGAGAAAUAGAAUCCUGUCAGAUGCCAAAGAGUUGGGAUUUUUACGUUUAAUGAUUAAACACCGUUAUUUAUUGAUGAUUUACCCUGUGGAACUGUAUUAUUUCUAAUUAUGAAAUAAAAGGGUGAUGUAAACACA
Diceros bicornis minor is the source of this 5057-nucleotide messenger RNA. It is a transcript of the gene MACIR, whose product is annotated as macrophage immunometabolism regulator. The record is from RefSeq and is a predicted model, not a curated record. The transcript has 3 exons. Gene Ontology annotation, biological process: negative regulation of cytokine production involved in inflammatory response; negative regulation of fibroblast migration. Bases 2604 to 3227 code for a protein of 207 amino acids. NCBI's taxonomy places the organism in Eukaryota, Metazoa, Chordata, Mammalia, Perissodactyla, Rhinocerotidae.